Molecule: messenger RNA, 3120 nt
Organism: Pogonomyrmex barbatus (red harvester ant)
Lineage: Eukaryota; Metazoa; Arthropoda; Insecta; Hymenoptera; Formicidae
Product: RNA-binding protein 25
Biological process (GO): regulation of alternative mRNA splicing, via spliceosome
Cellular component (GO): spliceosomal complex
Molecular function (GO): mRNA binding
Source: RefSeq, a predicted model, not a curated record
CUACAAGGUGCGUAUAUACCGUGGUGUGGUAUCAAUCGUAUUGUAUCGUAUUAAUUCUGUUGAAAAUUGGAGUGGUAUUUUGCCGCGUUCCGAGUGAGAAUUUCAGCCUCGAUCCGACAGUUUUAUCGAAAUGACACGUAGAUUUCUAACACGAUAGCUGUAGUUUGAUCCAAUUCGCCAUAGUGUUCAAUUGCUGUAGUAACAAUUUGUCAUAAUCAUGUCUUAUCCUGGUCAACCACCUAUGGGUAUCCCAGGAAUGCCUCCGAUGCCAUACAUGGUUGGUCCACCUCCACCGAUUAUAGGUGGAGUCAUGCCUAUGACCCAUAUGAUUCCAACACCCGUAUCUGCGAUGCAGACAUCUGCGCCAGCCGUACGGUACUCACGCAAUCAAAAUCGCCACGAUAACAAUCGAAGGCGCGAGAGAGAAUCUGGUCCACCUGUAACGGUAUUCAUCGGUAAUAUAAUGGAUAGAGCGCCCGAUGUAAUGAUACGACAUAUUCUGGGUGCGUGUGGGCAUGUUCUCUCUUGGAAGAGAGUACAAGCAUUCGGCUUUUGUGAAUAUGCGGGUCCUGACGCUGGUCUCAGAGCAGUCCGUUUGCUCCAUGACAUGGAAAUAGGCACUAAAAAACUUGUUGUUAAAGUGGAUGCUAAAGCUAAGGUAGUCUUGGAUCAAUUCAAAACUGAACGAAGGAAGAAACUCAGAGGUGGUCAAUCACCGCUGCAAGAUGAAACGCUCGGCGAAGGAGCUGAUGGCGAAGAAGGUGAAGAUUAUAUGGAUGAAGGCAUGAGAGUAGUCGACGCAGACGCGCUCACUCGCAUCAACCAAAUCAUAUCUGAACAUGCUGUAGAUCUAGAAAUGGCGCAGGUGGCUCCAGAGGAACACCAGACAAAAAUGGUAUCUAAAUCCUUAAAUUUGGACGAUGCGGAAAUAGAAGAGAGUAAAAGAGACUUGAUUACCCGAGAAAUUGGCAAAUUCAGGGAGGUCAUGAAGAAGCAGGAGGAGGAGAAGGCCCAAGUAAAGCGAAAGAAGGAAGCUGUCGAGAAGGAAGAACGCGAGAAGCGAGAAAAGGAACGGCGCGAUAAGCGCGACGAUGAUGCCUCCAAGGAUGAUCAGGAUGGAGACUCUGGUAGUCCUACGUCUCAUAAAGGUCGUAGUGAUAGUACCGGCAGCAAUAGACGAGAUAAACGUCGAACUAGAUCAAGAUCUAAGGAACGUGAUAGAGAUCGAUUGAGGGGCGACCGAGACCGAGAUCGCGAUAGAGACCGUGAGAGAGAUCGAGAGCGAGAACGAGAACGCGAGCGGGAGCGGGAUCGGGAUCGCGAAAGGGAACGUGAACGAGAACGCGAGCGAGAUAGGGAGAAGGAGAGAGACCGAGAGCGAGAGAGGGAACGAGAGCGGGAAGAGGUGAGGAAAACCGAAAGGGAGAUUAUGCGUGAGAGGGAGGAGGAGGAAGAAGCAAAAGAAAGGAAAAAAAACGAGAGGCGAGCCAGGGAAAAGGAGGCGGCGUACCAAGAACGUUUGAGGGCGUGGGAGACACGCGAACGACGCAAACAGAAGGAGUACGAGAAGGAAGCCGAGAAGCGGCGCGCGAAACGUGAAGCUAAGGAGAGGGAGGCAAAACGUUUGAAGGAGUUCCUCGAGGAUUACGAUGACGAUCGCGAUGACUCCAAGUAUUACAAGGGCAAAGAGUUGUCUCGCCGGCUCGAAGAACGAGCACUGGAGGCUGAAGCAGACUCGCGAGAUCGUUGUGCAGAACGCCAGGAGCUUCAACGUCUACGCGAUAAGUUAUACGCAGAUACCUCCAAUCCAGAUCCUGCUGCGGAAUUCGAAAGGUUGAAAGCCGAAAGAGAAGAACAGUAUAAGCCUAAACCAGUGAUAACUAUAAUCGACGAAGAGGAAGAGAAAACGGUGAAGAAAGAUAAAGAAGUAAUGCCUCCAAUUGAAACAGAGCCAAUAGAGAGUGACAGUGAUGACGGCGUGCAAUUUGACGAGAUUUCACAACCGGAAGCACCGUCCAGGACACCACCGCGACAGCACCAUCAUCACCAUCGACGACAUCAUAGACAUCAUCAGAAUCAUCAUCGUGACGGCGAAGAGACCCAGGAAGGACUCGUAGAGGUGGACCGAGAGAGUCUAAAAGAUGCACGGCCAUCACCUGGGCAUCAAUCAGCCGCGACACCUGCUCAAUCCAUUCCACCAUCAUUAGAUGAAGAUUCACGUAUGUCCCUUGUCAGUGAACCAGAAAAGACAAGCAGUAGUAACUUUGUUCCAUUUGCUAUGGGAAGUGGAGGCAAUCGUGCUAAUGAUCAUAGUAUAGGUAACAAAACACCGGCCAGUCCUAAUACCGUUGCUAAUACGAAUUCACAACAAACAAAUCAAACGCGUAAGAGAGGUCGUAUUGACGUUAAAGAUGUAUUUAAUAACGAUGACGAUGAUGAUGCUACUAAUAAUGCGAAGAAGCGUAAACUUGUACCUCUAGAUUAUGGAGAUGAGAAAAAAAAGAAAACUGAGGAAGCUACGAAAACAGGCAAAGAAGAAAAUACCAAGAGUCAAGAAGAAAAGCGAAAGCACAUAAAAUCACUUAUAGAUAAAAUACCUACUGAUAAGAACGCAUUGUUUGGCUAUCAACUCGAUUGGGCACUCAUCGAUAACACGUUGAUGGAGAAAAGGAUAAGACCUUGGAUUAAUAAAAAGAUUAUUGAAUAUAUUGGCGAACCAGAACCUACUUUAGUGGAUUUUAUUUGUAGCAAAGUAAUGGCAGGUAGUUCUCCUCAAGGAAUACUAGAUGAUGUACAGAUGGUGUUGGAUGAAGAAGCAGAAGUGUUCGUAGUCAAAAUGUGGAGGUUAUUAAUUUAUGAAGUGGAAGCUAAAAAAAUGGGCUUAGUGAAAUAAAUGAAGUGUCAUCCGUCAAUUUAUCAACUCAUGGGUUUAUAUUACAUAUAAAAUACUUUCGAGACUAAGAAUGUUUAGAGACUACAUAAAUGCAGUUUAAUAUCAUACUAUUAUAUAGGAAUUCUAUCCUAUACAAGAGAAAGCACAAGUGUUGCUCGAUUAAUAGGUGGUACUAAGUGUGUAGUAAUUAUAGCGUUAAAAUAAACUUGUAAUUAAGAUUUAUAAUA